Molecule: messenger RNA, 990 nt
Organism: Nematolebias whitei (Rio pearlfish)
Lineage: Eukaryota; Metazoa; Chordata; Actinopteri; Cyprinodontiformes; Rivulidae
Product: serine protease 27-like
Exons: 6
Coding region: 1-990 (329 amino acids)
Biological process (GO): proteolysis
Molecular function (GO): serine-type endopeptidase activity
Source: RefSeq, a predicted model, not a curated record
AUGGCUGUCCAAAGGCUUGUGGCUUGGUGUGCUGUGAUGCUCAUUCUGUUUUGCAAAGGUUGCCAUUCACAGCACCCUGAAUGUGGCAGAAUGGUAGCCAGCAGCCGAAUCAUUGGAGGUCAGAAUGCACCUGUAGGAAGUUGGCCCUGGCAGGCAGUUUUUAAACUGUACGGUUCCUUCUUCUGUGGAGGGUCACUGAUCACCAACCAGUGGGUGCUGACAGCUGCUCACUGCCUAACCAGUAAUGAUGUCACCGGCAUACAAGUCCAUCUGGGUGUGCACAGCUUGUCAGGUUCCAACCCCAAUGAAGUCAUUCGAAGCCUCGAUCAAAUCAUCUGUCAUCCUCAAUACAACGGCCAAACCUAUGAAAAUGACAUUUGUCUUGUGAAGCUGUCAAAUCCUGUGAAUUUUACAGACUAUGUAAGUCCGACCUGUUUAGCCUCAGACAACAGUACUUUUGAUGAUGGGCUUUCCACCUGGAUCACUGGUUUUGGAUCAACAUCAGACAUUCUGCAAGAGGUAGCUGUACCGAUAGUGGGAAAUAAUGCGUGCACAUGCUACUUGCAAGACUUCGCUGGAAUCACAGAGAACAUGAUUUGCGCUGGAAAAUUAGCUGGAGGAAAGGAUACAUGUCAGGGAGACUCAGGAGGACCGCUGAUGACACAUGAUGGUUUUGCAUGGGUCCAGGCUGGAGUUGUAAGUUUUGGUGAUGGCUGUGCCCUCCCAAAGAGACCUGGGGUCUAUACUCGAGUGUCCCAGUACCAUGAGUGGAUCAGUGACAAUAUCAAGGGAACAAAACCAGGCUUCGUCACCUUCACCUCUUCAGGCUCAGAUGACGAUCUGUACUUCACUUGUCCGACCUCUAGCCCAGACAUCCACCCUGACGACAUAUUUUCUAGUGGUGGAAACUUGAGCCCCGUUAGUCAGCUGAUCGCUGUCUCAGUUUUUGCUACGUUUCUUCAUGUCUUUGUUAGCAGUGGUGGAAUAUAA